Messenger RNA from Harpegnathos saltator (Jerdon's jumping ant), 843 nucleotides. RefSeq names its product 40S ribosomal protein S5. The record is from RefSeq and is a predicted model, not a curated record. Bases 193 to 843 code for a protein of 216 amino acids. NCBI's taxonomy places the organism in Eukaryota, Metazoa, Arthropoda, Insecta, Hymenoptera, Formicidae. Gene Ontology annotation, biological process: translation. Gene Ontology annotation, cellular component: small ribosomal subunit. The transcript has 3 exons. Gene Ontology annotation, molecular function: structural constituent of ribosome; RNA binding.
UACAAAGUAUGAGCUGAAUAUUGUAUUAUUACUCAUUCAUGUUCAAGCACGGUACACGUGACUGCGUGGCCACAUGUUUAGCCAGCUUCGUUGUCUCACGAAUUCAUUAAACUAUUUUUGGAUAAUUUGACUAAUUAAAAUCUUGCUCCGCUUGCGAUUCACUUGUCACGGCACGGAAACAUAUCUUAAACAAUGGAAGACAAAGAAGGAUUUGAAGAUAUGGUGGUGACAACCACCAAUACCUUGCCAGUUACCAUGACAGCUGAACUACCAGAAAUCAAGUUGUUCGGACGUUGGAACUGUGAUGAUGUGCAAGUAAAUGAUAUGUCCUUGCAAGACUACAUCGCUGUCAAGGAAAAAAAUGCUAAGUACCUUCCACAUUCAGCUGGGCGUUACGCAGCAAAGCGUUUCCGAAAAGCUCAGUGCCCUAUUGUGGAACGUCUGACCAAUUCCCUUAUGAUGCAUGGAAGAAACAAUGGGAAAAAAUUAAUGGCUGUACGGAUUGUGAAGCAUGCUUUUGAAAUCAUUCAUCUUCUUACUGGAGAGAAUCCUUUACAAGUUCUUGUCACAGCCAUCAUAAACUCAGGUCCCAGAGAAGACUCCACACGUAUUGGUCGUGCUGGUACAGUAAGGAGGCAAGCUGUGGAUGUGUCUCCCUUACGUCGUGUUAACCAAGCUAUUUGGUUGUUGUGCACAGGCGCGAGAGAAGCUGCGUUCCGUAAUAUCAAAACGAUUGGUGAAUGCUUAGCUGAUGAACUUAUCAAUGCGGCUAAAGGUUCAUCCAAUUCAUAUGCGAUUAAGAAGAAGGAUGAGUUGGAACGCGUUGCCAAGUCCAACCGAUAA